Molecule: messenger RNA, 3322 nt
Organism: Trachymyrmex cornetzi
Lineage: Eukaryota; Metazoa; Arthropoda; Insecta; Hymenoptera; Formicidae
Product: transcription factor E2F3
Exons: 8
Coding region: 447-1790 (447 amino acids)
Biological process (GO): regulation of transcription by RNA polymerase II
Cellular component (GO): RNA polymerase II transcription regulator complex
Molecular function (GO): RNA polymerase II cis-regulatory region sequence-specific DNA binding; DNA-binding transcription factor activity, RNA polymerase II-specific; protein dimerization activity
Source: RefSeq, a predicted model, not a curated record
CGACGACGGUUUUGGCGCGCGUAUUUCAGCAUUUCAGCUGUCGCGCGCGACCGGCAGAUGGCCGGUACGCCGGCUCACGGACGACACGGACACGUCGACACGCCGGCGUGCGACACGCACACGGAGAGAUCAACCAUUGCCGUUACCGCUACGGCGAGGGUGCCGCCGUGCCGCCGUUCCGCCGCGCCGUCCGCUCGGAAGCGCGCGCACUUAUGAAAGGCGGCGAGGAACGACGCGUUGUCAUCGCGUGAAACGCGAACGAUCAGCGAACGCAUCCCGAACCUCCUCGCUCCGCAAAAGUGCCUUCCGCCCGUCCGAGCCUGCCCGAUUUCAAUCGUCAAAUCGUCAAAUCGCCAUUCGUCACGAGUCACGAGUGCCGUGCUGCUGAGAGGAGACAACUUUGAGAGAGCUAGCUGCCCUAAUUUCGACACAAUCAUAUUACCAGGAUGCCUCGGGUAAGGAGACAAGUGAUCCUGGAGGAUCCAGCCAGGCCAGUUACUCCAGACAUGGUGGAAACAAAGUUGUUAAAGUCUGAGUUUCUGGAUGAUGGUUCUUUGGAUGAAAUUCAAUCUCCAAAAGUGGCAGAAGAAACACCAAGUCCUCAUUUACAGGAUCACCAAUACGGACAAACGCCUUGUUGUUACCAAAUAACGAGAAAACCCACACAACCACCACCAAGAGCUGAGAUAUCAGUUCAAGCGGUAAAAAGAAGACUGAAUUUGGAGGUAGGGACAACUGGUCCCAGCCAGUCUGCCUUCAAAACACCCAGAGGUAAACGUAGAAGAUCCGGCUCGAAUUCUUUAGCUGGUCAUACACCCACCAAAAGUAAAACUGUAGAAAGGACACGGUAUGACACAUCUUUGAGUUUGCUCACAAAAAAGUUUAUUCAUUUAGUUGAAAGCAGUCAGGAUGGUGUGGUGGACUUAAAUGUAGCGUCAGAAAAGUUGGAGGUACAAAAACGUCGUAUAUACGACAUUACUAAUGUUUUAGAGGGCAUUGGUAUUUUAGAGAAGAAAAGUAAAAACAAUAUCCAGUGGAAAGGCGGUCAGUUACCGAACAAUCGGAACGAUAUCGCUAAUCUCAGAUGGGAGGUCGCAGAUUUGGAAGCUAAGGAGAACACUCUGGAUCGAUUGAUUCACGGUGCUGAUAAGAACCUUCGCGAGCUCUGCGCGGAUAGACAAUACGCUUAUGUGACGUAUCAUGAUUUACGUUCAGUCUCAAUGUACAAAGACCAAGUUAUUAUGGCUGUGAAAGCCCCGCCGGAAGCUACCCUCCAUGUCCCACAACCGAUCAAUAACUUUGGUCAACAAAAGCUUCAAAUGCAUAUGAGAUCGGAACACGGCGAGAUAGAUGUGUUUCUGUGUCCUGAGGAUUCCACAGUCAAAACAUCCUAUUCUGGGUAUGCGACAACGCAAUCUGUGCCUCAAUCAAAAGAAUCCGAUAUACCUUGUUUGCCUCCUGAAUUGUUGGCUAAUCGAGAAAGCGACAUGCGAAUCGAGCCAGUACCUUCCGAUGAGAGUUUCAUAAAUACUCGUCUGAGUACUCCCGUGACUGCAGUUACCAGUGUAACAAGCAUGAAGGACGCGUUCUUAUGCGAAUCCGAUGAUUAUGGACCAAUGGGCGGUGGCAAAUUCCAACUCCAAACAGAGGACCAAAUCAGCUCAGAUCUGAGUAUUCUCGAUUUUGGAGAACAACUACUGACUUUGGAACCACCUCUCUCCGAAAACGACUACUCGUUCUCGUUAGGCACCGAGGAAGGUCUUUCGGAUCUCUUCGAUUUUAAAUUCUAGGAAUAUCAUCGCUUAUUGCACGGGCGUUCGUGUCUUUUUGGGUUGUUACUCAAACAGAUGGAACUGCUUCGUCAGUUUUACAAUGCGCCUUCGCGUUACAUAGUGAUGAUAGUUGGCAGUUUCGUUCCGCGCGUCGAUCUUCGCGAAAAAUUGCAAACGUACAAAGACAUUUUUAUUUAUUUAUUGUUUCUUUAAGCACACCAUUUUAUAUCUGGAAUUUACUUUCGUAUUUUUUGUACCAAAAGUACAAGAAGGCUUAAAAGAAUAGCAACAAAAUAGUCGAGGUAUGCAAUUUCAUAAAUUGCAUCCUGUUGAAAUCAAAGAUAUAUCACAUGGAAUGCAUUAUAUUUUUCGGUAACAGGAUUUUUUACGUCGUUUAUUACUGUAUGCUCUACAUAAAAACUAUAAAGGAAUAUAUUAUUUAUCUGUCUGCACCAGAACAUUUUAAUAUUUUACGUUUUUUUUUGUACUCAUGUUUCAUUCUGGAAUAUUUCGUGGUUAUACGAUUUUAAUUUCUUAUUGCGGACCAUAAACUCUCAGUGUGAAAGAGCCGAACCGCCGAGGCACAGGAUAAACAUAUCACAAUAUUGUUAAUGUGUGCUUCCGGCUUGAAAUGGUUUGCGUUGAUCACGUUUGCGGAAUGGAUUGCAAAGAUAUUAGACAAAGAGACAGAAGAGAGAUGAAAGAGGAAGAGUGUGUGUAAACGUGUGUGUGUAUGUGUGUGUCGUGUGUGUGCAUGCGUAUGUGUAUAAGAGAGAGAAAGAAAGAAGAGAAAAGUUGAAAAGCGAAGGCGCUUUUUCGUGCAAUCUGUAAUAAUAUUGUAAAUUGUGCUAAGAGAUAGGAGAGAGAAUGUAUUUGGGAAUUCAGAGAGAGGACAGACUGUACUCGUGUCGGACAACGAUCUAAUUGCUUUUCGUAGUUGUCCAAUUGUAAAAUGAAUGAGACGGUUAAAAUCAUCGAAUUCUGUCUGAUAUAAAGUCUUGUUUAAUGAAGAAAGGAAGAGAAGAAAGACGAGAUUGCGAGGAUUACUUCGUGCGCGCGAAAAAUGACUGUGUGCGUAUUAUUGAGACUCGGAUGAUUUUUUUUUUUAAUUAUAUGCGACUAGAGUCCGUCGUCCUUCCUUCGGACGAUGUAUGUUUUUUUUUUAACGGAUACAUGUUGCCUUGUUAAUAAAUCGUUCGACAAUAUGAUAGUCUUAUUUCGCGUGCUUUUGUAACUUUAACCGGUCGAAUGGCAAAUCAAGAUAAAUAAACGUUUUCCGUUUUGAAUAUAUUAUUUUAUUCCUCGUUAUUCAGUGGAAGGGAAAUUAAACGCGAUAAAUAGUAAUCGUUUUAUAACAAUAAUUAUAUUAUUAAUCGAUUAUAGGAGUCACACGCUCUGAUCAACUUUUUAUUGAAUGUCACGAAGAUGAACGUAAAUAAAGUCAAAACGUACACAUGUACAGUGGUGAAAAAAUGAGUGAAAGAUCUUAGACUAUAUUGUCUCAUAUUUAAAUGCGUAUUUAAUUCCAAUUCGCAACGAACAUAUUGUCU